Messenger RNA from Gambusia affinis (western mosquitofish), 6047 nucleotides. RefSeq names its product v-akt murine thymoma viral oncogene homolog 3b (gene akt3b). The coding region runs from base 903 to 2342 and encodes 479 amino acids. NCBI's taxonomy places the organism in Eukaryota, Metazoa, Chordata, Actinopteri, Cyprinodontiformes, Poeciliidae. The transcript has 14 exons. The record is from RefSeq and is a predicted model, not a curated record. Gene Ontology annotation, molecular function: protein serine/threonine kinase activity; ATP binding. Gene Ontology annotation, biological process: protein phosphorylation.
AUAGCAAGAACACUCCCCAAAAUUAACUUUUUGCAAACAGUAAAAUAAAACGGAGACAAAAAUAGUGAGUUUAAGGCUUGUAAACACAAGAUAUUGAUCUGGCCAUUUUGGUCCUCUCACUUUUAAUCUUAAAUUUAGACCAGGAAGUAAUUGGAUUAAGUCCAAAUCAGCCCUGUUUUGGAGCGGCUUGGGUCAACGGUUGUGGAAAAGCUCAAAUUUCCGACAACAUUUGAAUGCAGCGGGAGUCCUCCCAGUCGAAUCUGGCAGAACGUGACGACGUGCCGACUCGGAGCCGAGAAGCGAGGUUUCCUGGCGGAGCAGCAGAGGGAGCAGGAGCCGAGCGGUUCAGUCAGUUUUUGGCGCAAACCCUCUUCUCUUCAGCUCAACACCGGCGGCUAUGGCUCCAUCGCUGUCCUCCUGAAGAGACGUUACUCCGUCGGAUGCUCCACUAACCGUCGAGGAGGGAAAGAGGAGGGAAGGAGGAGGGAAGGAGGAGGAGGGGGCAUCCCUAUCAGUCUUCAACUACCAGGCUGACUCACGCCAGGAGAGCCUGAACACACGGAAAGGUUUCCGAGACCACAAGAGUCAGGGACACUGUGGAACAGAGCUGAAGAAGGAAGGUGUGGAGAAGAAAACGGAGAGAGGGAGAAGGAUAGACGACAAGGAGAGAAAGUGGAUUUGUAUCUGUGCUGAGGAGAACAGCAAGUGACAGCUGGAAUACGAGAGAGAGGAAAAGUUUUAGAGAACAGCAACCGCCAGUAAUCAAGGUGAUCCAUCGGAAAGGUCGAGCUGACCUCUAAAGUUCAGAAGAACCAAGCGUCCCUGCAACCCCUCCAACUGCUGUCACAGAACGGUCACCACACUGGGAGAACUGGAAGAACUGGUGUUGAGGAGAAGCCACCAUGAGCGACCAGAACGUCGUCAAGGAAGGCUGGGUCCAGAAAAGAGGCGAAUACAUCAAGAACUGGCGACCACGUUACUUUCUGCUCAAGGCAGAUGGCUCCUUCAUCGGCUACAAGGACAAACCGCAGGACUCGGACCUGGCCUAUCCGCUCAACAACUUCUCUGUAGCAAAAUGUCAAUUGAUGAAGACAGAACGACCCAAACCAAACACCUUCAUCAUCCGCUGUUUGCAGUGGACCACCGUCAUCGAGAGGACUUUUCAUGUCGAUACUCCUGAUGAGAGGGACGAGUGGGCCGAGGCCAUCCAGAUGGUUGCAGAAUCGCUGGCUAAACAGGAGGAGGAAGGUAUCCUGUGCAGCCCCACUUCCCAGAUUGAGAACGUUAAUGAGGAGGAGAUGGACACGUCCAUCAGUCACUACAAACGAAAGACAAUGAAUGACUUUGACUAUCUGAAGCUUCUGGGCAAAGGCACGUUUGGAAAAGUCAUUCUGGUGAGGGAGAAGGCGAGCGGCACCUACUAUGCCAUGAAGAUCCUGAAGAAGGAAGUCAUUAUAGCCAAGGAUGAAGUUGCUCAUACGCUCACGGAAAGUAGAGUAUUAAAAAAUACUCGGCAUCCAUUCCUAACAUCUUUGAAGUACUCAUUCCAGACCAAGGACCGGCUUUGCUUUGUAAUGGAAUACGUCAAUGGAGGAGAGCUGUUUUUCCACUUGUCUAGAGAGAGGGUGUUUUCAGAGGACCGCACUCGUUUUUACGGCGCCGAGAUUGUUUCUGCUUUAGACUACCUUCAUUCUGCCAAGAUCGUCUACCGUGACCUCAAGCUGGAAAACCUCAUGUUAGACAAAGAUGGCCACAUCAAGAUCACAGAUUUUGGCCUGUGUAAAGAAGGGAUUACGGACACUGCGACCAUGAAGACCUUCUGUGGAACACCGGAGUACCUCGCUCCUGAGGUUCUGGAGGACAACGACUACGGGCGGGCGGUGGACUGGUGGGGUCUGGGCGUAGUUACGUAUGAGAUGAUGUGCGGCCGACUUCCGUUCUACAACCAGGACCACGAGAAGCUGUUUGAGCUCAUCCUGAUGGAGGAGAUCAAGUUUCCACGGACUCUGUCUGCUGAUGCCAAGUCACUGCUGUCAGGGCUGCUGAUCAAGGACCCCAACAAACGGCUGGGCGGCGGGCCGGAUGACGCUAAGGAGAUUAUGAGGCACAGCUUCUUCGGCACAAUCGAUUGGCAGGACGUGUACGACAAGAAGCUGGUCCCUCCCUUCCAGCCGCAGGUCUCCUCAGAGACGGACACGCGCUACUUUGACGAAGAGUUCACAGCACAGACCAUCACCAUCACUCCACCAGAAAAAUACGACGAGGACGGGAUGGACGCAGCGGACAACGAGCGACGGCCUCAUUUUCCACAAUUCUCCUACUCAGCCAGCGGGCGGGAGUGAGUUGAGCGCUUCGUCCCAGUCAGCCACCGUCGUCCCCGGUCGUGGCCAUUUUGAGGAAAACGCGUAGCCAUUCUAGGAAAAAAAAAAAAGAAUUACCAGUCUCCCCUUUUUCUCUCCCCGUCUGCCUCGUCGCAGACGUGAAGAAGUCUUUUUAGGGACUUUAAAAGAAGUUUUUGCACAGUGGGAUAGACUCAAGCUGGUCUCCCCACACUAAAAAAAAAAAAGUCUCCUACAUUUUCAGCGCUAUUUACUGCAGAAGGCAAUGUUUUUGUUAUUUAUUUUUUUCUCUCCAUCGGUUUUAAGUUGUUAAGCCCAUUCUCUUUGCGAUUAUCUUUUUUUUUUUUUGCCCUUUUUUUUUUUUCUUCUUUGACAUUUUUGCACUUGGUUUCGAAGAGCCGUUUUAGGGAACAAAAAACCAAAAAUGUUGCCUUAUGUGUGCAGAUGUUUCGUAUCAUGCAGACAGGGUGGUUUUGUUGUCGUCUGUCGUUUUGUUUUUGUUUUUGUUUUUUGGGAGAGGGCAGCCGGAUUUUGAGUCUUGAGGAAAAGUGCAUGGCUCAUGUUUCACUCAUUUCUCAUUCAUCUGUCGUGGUGGCACACAUUUCUAAAACCAUGGCGAAGAAAAUCAGCUAAAAAGUAAAAAAGCAAAAAAAAAAAAGAAAGAAUGAGUGUACCAUUUCCUUCAUCGCUGCAGUCACUACUUUUUUUUUUUCUUUAAUGGUUCCUGAUUCUGAAACACUAAACUGCCGCACAGCUCACUCAGGCGCUCCAGAGCACAAGCAGGUUCAGACUCCGCUCUGCGCUCCAGCUUUCCACAGACUUUGCCACUCUUCGGUUUCUCAUCUUCGCUGUAGGACAAGGGCAAAUGUAGUUUAAAGUAUGUGUGUACUGUAUGCAUGUGGGAUGCGGAUGCUGUCAAAGCACGCACACUUAUAAAACACACACACACACACAUUACAAACACAUUACAAACACGUGUAUUUUCUCCUCCAGCUCUGACUGGUGUGGACAGCGACCUACUAUUGUCAUUGUAGAUUAAAUAAAAGGACUAAAUUACCACUAGAAAAACUCUGGAAUCCGAAGAAUGAUUGAAAAGCUGGGAUAUUUCUGAGCUCCAAAAGUCAAAAAUGGUUGAGAAAAAAGUUCAGACCUUUUGAGAUUAAUGUCAGAAAAUUUCUAAAAGAAACAAGAAAACCUCUGAAUUUCAAAUGUUGAAAAUUUGCAAGAAAAAAAAAGACAUUUUUUUUAAACAAUAUGGGAAAUUCUGAGUUCGUAGAGUAGAAAAGUUUUGACUUUUUCAACUUUCUGAGUUCAAAAAGUUGAAAAUUUCUAUCAAAAUAUACUCUGAAAUUAAUUUAGAAAUUAAUCUAAUUGUGAAGUUGAAAGUUUAUGAGCUACAAAAAUGGAGUUCAGAAAUUUUCAAGAAAAAAUUUCAUAAAGUCAGAACUGGAACUUAAGGAAAUUUUUUUGAGUUUCAAAAGUCUAAAACCUUCGACUUGUAGAGCUAAAAAUAUUUCAGUUUUUUUCUGGAAAAUUUCUGAGGUAAAUCUAAAAAAUUCUAAGUUUUUUUGUCUGGAAAUGUAUUAUUAUUAUUAUUAUUAUUAUUAUUAUUAUUAUUAUUAUUAUUUUAUAGUGGCCCUAAUACGCUGGUAGGUGUUGGCGGUUAAACUCCGGAAUAAAUCAGAUGUUUUGCGAAAAACGGUUGCUGUUGUCAGGCUCACCAGUAGGGGGAGUUCUCAAAGAGCCCAUUGAAUUUAAAUGACAUUUCACUUCCAUCUUAAAGCGAAUCUUUCAAAACAUAAGCUUGUGUUCUUAUUACCACAGAACUGGUUCAGUUUAAAUUAACUGUAUCUAAAAUUUGACUUUUUAAUACUUAACUGUGUCUCAUGGCUUCACUGGCUCACAUAGCGGCUUGGUCAAACUUAAGUCUGGUCAAAAAAAUUAGUUUUUUUUAUUAUUAUUUUAAAAUAUCUAAAAUAUAUAUAUAUAUUUUUAAAAUAGAAAACUCUUUUUAUUUAAAAAAACUGAAGUGUUCAAAGCUUCUGAAUGUUACAGAAAACUAAAUGCUGUUCCAUCAGCAAGAAAGCACGUCCUUGUGUCCGACCGUUUUCUUAAAUACUCAAAUCUCAAUGUGUCAAAUGUGAAAUGUUCAGAAGUGUUCGAGAAAAAAGGGAGCUUGAAAAGUCAAAACUUAAGUAGAAGUAAUUCAGAAAUAAAUUGGACAUUAAUCUUAAAAAAAAGUUCUAGAAAGAAAGUCCUGGAAAUUUUUGACUGUUUUCAUUUUCUAGCAAAUUCUUCACCUUAAGCCCAGAAAUUUUUAUGUUUUUCUAUUUGAGAUUUUAAGUUUUUGGCAGAAAUGUACUUUGUUUUUUUUUUUGGGUUUUUUUUCUCUCUCUCUCGUUCUCUCUCUCCAAUGGCUCCAAUACACUGUUGUUCAAAUUAAUUAUUUUUUUUUAGUUCUUCAGUGUGAGUUUUCUUUAUUAAUAGGGUUUUGCAUUAUUAUUCACUCUAAAAAAAAUAAAAAAUCAUCAGAUCUGAUUUAUUCCAGGAAUUAUACCACCAACGCAAAAACCGUCAGGGUUCCCACACAACUCAUGAAUAACACUAAAUAUUAGUUGCUGAAUCGAUUUCAACGGAGCGUGGAAUCCACACAACAUCUCAUGAACAGGCAAAUAACACACAUAAACACACACACAGAAAGUCUGAUGUUAAUAUAAAAAACAAUAUAGGUGUAGAGAAAGUUAACUUUAUCACACAGAUGCAGCAGGAAGCAGUUUGUGUGUCCUGGUCCAUCGGUGCCGUCAGUAUUAUGAGAGAUUUAUUUACACACGUGUACAAAUCUGAGUAUCUAGGAAUCGCAUAUAACGAGAAAACUGAGCCGUGAGACACUCAAACACCAAGACUGUGAUAUGACUGCCAGAUAAAAUGUCUCUCAAAACUUCUUGAUGUACAUAUGCAAUGCCUUUUGUUUUAUUUUUCCUUUUUUUUUAAUAAAAAAAAAAUGAAAAAUUAUUUUAUGUUCUUAUAGACAAGGUGAAUAAUGCAACGACUGAAAACAAAAAAAAAAAGGACGGUGUUUAACCACUAAUUUUAUUAUUUUUUUUUAAAUGAAUAAAUAAAUUUACUUCCUAUCUCACAUGGGGGACGUUUUCAUGGAGAUGUACCCCACCGCCUUCCUGUCAUCGUCGUCGUGGAAACGACCCGACUCCUGAACCCUUGGAGGACAUCACUGUACCCAUGGAGUCUGCACUGAACUGUUUUCUUCACCAUCUCUGGAAAAAAAAAAAAGCUAAAAGUGGGACCUUGGCUGACCUUUUUGUUUUUUCUUUUCUCUUCUUUUCUUUUCUUUUUUUUUUUUUUUAACAACGGUGGUUUGAUCAGGUUGUUGCAAACUCACCGGUCCUCGCUCCCUUCUCUCCCAUUUUUUGUACCGUAGUGUUCGUUUUAUUUAUAUUUGUCAUUCUACACAGUGUUAUCUUGUAUGUUGUAAAAAGAAAAAAAAAAGAAAUUGAAAAAGAAAAACAGGCACGUCUUCAAAGUCUCUGAAAGGUGAUGAUGGAUUAACUGAAUUUUUUUUUUCUUCUAUUUUUGGGAUCAUUUGCUUGUUUGUUUUCUUACCAAAACAUUAGGGCAAGAACCCAGUAGUGGACUUGCAUUGCCGUGUUAGUAUUUAUUUUGAAUUAAAUUAAAAGAAAUACAUUUCAGGUU